AACUCGCCGGCUGGGAGCGGCAGCACACUCCAGGUAGCUGGACAAACUCCCCGCACCCGGAUGCGCUGCGCCAUGCCGGAGGGUUGAGCAUUGCGUUUGCAGCUCCCUGGGACACAGCAGGAUCUCGCCCCGCUUUGUGUGAGGACUGCGCGCCAGGGCCGAGCCCGGGCCGCUGACCAUGGUGCUGCCGCCUCCUGACCGGCGCCACGUGUGCCUGACCACGCUGGUGAUCAUGGGCAGUAUGGCAGUCAUGGACGCAUACCUGGUGGAGCAGAAUCAGGGCCCGCGCAAGAUCGGCGUGUGCAUAAUUGUGUUGGUAGGCGAUGUGUGCUUCCUGUUGGUGUUGCGCUACGUGGCCGUGUGGGUGGGUGCCGAGGUGCGCACCGCCAAGCGUGGCUACGCUAUGAUCCUCUGGUUCCUCUAUAUCUUCGUGCUGGAGAUCAAACUCUAUUUCAUCUUUCAGAACUACAAGGCGGCGCGUCGUGGAGCGGCCGACCCGGUGGCUCGCAAGGCACUGACGCUGCUGCUGUCAGUGUGCGUGCCAGGCCUGUUCUUGUUGCUCGUGGCACUAGAUCGCAUGGAGUAUGUGCGCACCUUCCGAAAGCGCGAGGACCUUCGUGGCCGCCUCUUCUGGGUGGCUUUAGAUUUGCUGGAUCUGCUGGACAUGCAGGCCAACCUCUGGGAGCCACCGCGCACCGGGCUGCCUCUGUGGGCCGAAGGCCUCACCUUUUUCUAUUGCUACAUGCUGCUGCUGGUGCUGCCCUGCGUGGCGCUCAGCGAGGUCAGCAUGCAAGGGGAGCACAUUGCACCACAGAAGAUGAUGCUGUACCCGGUGCUCAGCCUCGCCACUGUCAACGUGGUGGCCGUGCUAGCCCGUGCCGCCAACAUGGCACUCUUCCGAGAUAGCCGAGUCUCAGCCAUCUUCGUGGGCAAGAACGUGGUGGCAUUGGCCACUAAGGCCUGCACGUUCCUCGAGUACCGUCGUCAGGUUCGCGACUUUCCACCACCUGCGCUUGCGCUUGAGCUGCAGCCGCCUCCUUCCCAGCGCAACUCGGUGCCGCCGCCUCCACCACUGCAUGGUCCUCCAGUGCGCCCCCACGGACCCUCACCCACUCGUGAUGCGUUGGACACGUGACAGGGCCCCGCGGGCCGCACAGACGCUGGACUAGCUGCGCGGUUUGCAUGGGAUGGGAUGGGGCAGGCUCCCAUUAGGGACAGGUGCUGUGAGUACCUGUGCAGUGAGUGCCUGGGGUUCCGGGGCGCGUCUGCUUCUUCAUCUCAG
Alexandromys fortis (reed vole) is the source of this 1282-nucleotide messenger RNA. It is a transcript of the gene Tmem121, whose product is annotated as transmembrane protein 121. The transcript has a single exon. Bases 179 to 1135 code for a protein of 318 amino acids. NCBI's taxonomy places the organism in Eukaryota, Metazoa, Chordata, Mammalia, Rodentia, Cricetidae. The record is from RefSeq and is a predicted model, not a curated record.